Epithele typhae is the source of this 1593-nucleotide messenger RNA. Its product is annotated as acid protease. Bases 1 to 1593 code for a protein of 530 amino acids. The record is from RefSeq and is a predicted model, not a curated record. Gene Ontology annotation, molecular function: aspartic-type endopeptidase activity. Lineage: Eukaryota; Fungi; Basidiomycota; Agaricomycetes; Polyporales; Epitheliaceae. Gene Ontology annotation, biological process: proteolysis. The transcript is spliced from 6 exons.
AUGUUGACUUUCAAUGCUCUACUCUCAGUUUUUCUUUACGCGAACGCCGCCCGCGCUGCUUCCUCCGGCUUCCGUGUCUCCACUUCUGCCGCAGGAUUGAGCGAUGUAAUCUCCACCAAAACCAAUAACAUUUACACAGUCAAUAUUACUCUCGGUGGUGAAUCCUUCGUUGUCCAACUCGACACCGGAUCAAGCGACCUCUGGUUGAACACCACCGGGCGCAACUUGCAGUUCACCAAUACAACCGAUCUCAACAUCACAGAGGGUUACGGGAUGGGCAGCGUAUCGGGAUGGCUUUCGUUUGCCGAUAUGACUAUCGGCGACUUCUCCGUUCCCAACCAAGCUUUCGUAAACGCCGUCGAGAUCAAGGACAUGCCUAUGACCAGUUUCGACGGUCUCCUCGGCAUGGCGUUCGACACUGCAAUCAUUUACCCUGUCGUGCAGAAAAACUGGGGCACGGAAGCGGCCGACGCUCUCGCGCGCUCGCCGAUCACCAACCUCUUUGCGCUCGACCCUACGACCCCCAACUUCUUCGAUGUGCAGCUCGCGCGGGUAGUGUCCCCCGAUUCUAACGACGUUGCCGAAGGUGUAUUCCUGAUCUCCCAACACGACGAUGCCUUCCAGAACAUCACUUCUGCUCCGAUGCUCCGAAGCCUUACUUCUCAGCACUGGAGUCUUGCCAUGGACAGCAUGACGGUCAAUGGCACGCCGUUCGCUUUCAACGCCUCGCGAGUACUUGGAGUUCCCACAGGGAAGGUCGCUGCAGUGCUCGACACUGGCUUCUCCCUCUCGCAAAUACCGAUUGCCGCCGCGAACGCGAUCUACGAGUCUAUCCCGGGCGCGGUUUACUCCGAACCCUUUUGGGCAGUGCCUUGUGACGCGGCGCCGACCGUGGUGUUCACUUUUAGCGGACAGGACAUCCCGGUGCACCCGCUCGACCUGACGUUGACCACCGUCUUCUCCACCCCCUCUGGAAACAUCACGGGAUGCUUAGGCUCAUUCCAAGGACUGACCCUCGACCCCACCGAGUUCGUCGGCUUCGACCUCAUCCUAGGGGACUCUUUCCUCCGCAACGUAUACGCCUCGUACAACUACGGCAACUACCAACCGAACACGACCUUUGACGGCCAGGGCCCCUUCGUCCAGCUCCUUCCCACCACCGACGGCUCCACGAUGCAAGCCGAGUUCGUCGCGAACCGCACCGCCGCCCUCGCGCUGCUCCCGCCCCUCGGCGACAUCGCGACGGUCUCGAAGCUCGCCUCCUCCGACCCCUCCAACACCACCACCACUACCACCACCGACGCCGCCUCAUCCACCUCCUCCCCCUCCAUCGCCGGCGCCUUCGAGAACUCCCCCUCGUCCUCGUCCGGGAGCACCGACAGCUGGGGCGCAAAGUACGGCACGAUCGCGCUCGCGCUCCUCGGCGCGAACCUCGCCGUCGGCGUCGCGCUGCUCGGCCUCACGCUCACGAUGUGCAUGCGCUCGCAGAGCCAGAGUGCGCCGGGCCGGUACGCGCCCGUCGGCGCGCGUCCGCUCAAGAUGCAGCAGGGCGACGAGGACUCGGAGCGGGCGCAGCUGCGGUACAGCGACUGA